Molecule: messenger RNA, 935 nt
Organism: Telopea speciosissima
Lineage: Eukaryota; Viridiplantae; Streptophyta; Magnoliopsida; Proteales; Proteaceae
Product: serine/arginine-rich SC35-like splicing factor SCL30A
Exons: 6
Coding region: 146-862 (238 amino acids)
Biological process (GO): mRNA splicing, via spliceosome
Cellular component (GO): nuclear speck; cytoplasm
Molecular function (GO): RNA binding
Source: RefSeq, a predicted model, not a curated record
GAGGGAGGGCAAAGAGCAAACCCUUCCUACCCCAACUGAAACCCGCAGAGAUCAAAUCAGAGUUGAGAGUGCGAGAAAGCAUUAGAACUAGUGAAGCAACAACGAUUCCUUUGUGUUUUAGGUUAGGUAUUGUCUACUUUUACGAAUGAGGGGUAGAAAUUACAGCUACAGCCCAUCACCACCAAGGGGUUACAGCAGACGAGGUCGGAGUCCCAGCCCCAGGGGUCGUUAUAGAGGUCGUAGUAGAGAUCUUCCUACUAGCCUUUUAGUUCGCAACCUUCGCCAUGAUUGUAGGCCAGAAGACCUCCGCAGGCCAUUCGGGCAAUUUGGUCCUAUUAAGGACGUAUACUUGCCAAGAGAUUAUUAUACGGGAGAACCCAGGGGCUUUGGUUUUGUCCAGUAUGUAGACCCUGUUGAUGCUGCAGAGGCUAAACAUCAGAUGGAUGGACAAAUUCUUCAUGGCCGGGAGUUGACUGUUGUAUUUGCUGAGGAGAAUAGGAAAAAACCAUCUGACAUGAGGGCGAGAGAACGGUCAAGUGGUAGGGGUCGAGUGUAUGAUAGGAGACGGUCUCCCUCACGUUAUUCCCGAUCUCCACACGCAAGAUCUCGGUCUCACAGUCCUAGUUACUCUCCAUCCCCCAGGCGGAGGCAUUAUUCAAGAUCUGUUUCGCCUCAAGACAGAAGGUACCACCAAGAACCUUCCUACUCCUGCUCUCCUCCCUAUAAUGGCUCAAGGAGUCGGAGUCUGAGUCGGAGCCCUGGCCGCAGCCCUAGCCGCAGCCGUAGUCCAAGUGGGAGCCGGAGCCGGUCCCCUGAUGACUAUCCUAGGAAAGCAGGAAGGGAAAGAUCGUAUAGUCAGUGAAUCACUCUGGUUUGGGAAACAGUAUGCAUAAUCCAGUAUUCUAAUGACAAUCUUCAACAAUUAGUUUGAAUGA